GCUCGUAUCGCGCGGCGGCGCAUUUUGCCUCAUCGGCCGCGCUAGCAGUGCAGCAGCGCACUACAGCAGCGACCAACGAGGCCUAUCACCACGCACACCGGUUUGAUCCGAUCUAGCAUCGCUGGCGAAUCGAAUUUAAAGGAGGAGGCAUCCAAUCGCCAUGCCGGACGUAGCGCUCGAAAUCGAAGACGGCCUCCACGCGCAGCAAGAGGCACCGCUCACAACCCUGCAGCGGCUAAAGCAUUCGAUUUGUCCUCCCUCGCGGUCGGCGGACCCGCGCUGCACCGGCUGCGCGAGCGACUCCUUGCUCGAGCUCGCAGCGAAACCCACGGUCGUUGAUAAACUAUGGACGCCCCUCAAGGCGCUCGCGCAGAACCCGACGGCGGCGCUUGCCGGCGUCGCAGCUUUAUAUUUACUCUACUGCCUCCUGUAUGUGGUGUGGUACCCCUUCGCGUAUGUUGGUGGUGAAUACUUCGCCUGGUUCGUGUUUCUCUAUGUUUUGAGGCGGGGCGGCGCGCUCGUGGCGCGCUUCGCGGUGUACCCGGGCUCGUUCAAGGCCGUGCGAGACGACGUCGAGAAGUGCUACGCUCGGCGGUUGGAGUCGCGGUUGGACGCUUGUGCUGCGGCGCUGGAGGCCUACGCGUCGGCUUUACCGCGCGCCUCGACGGGCUUCCUCCCGAACCUGGACGCGCGCCGCCUCUUCCUCGGGAAAUGCCGGCGCGACGCCGAGGCCGCAGCACAACAAGUCCUAAGGCCGCUCGCCGCGGACUUGGAUGCGAUCAUGGGCCGCGGGAGCCACGAACGCGGCGACCUCGCCGACGCGCCCGAAAGUGUAGCACCACAAGCGCGCGCCGCGCGUGUCGAACUAAGGAGUUGCGUCGUCGCGGCCGCAGACGUGGUGGACGCGGCGCCGAACGAUGAGGACGCGGCGGCAAAAUUACUAAGGUGCGCGCGAGCUUUAUCGACGGCAGCAGCGGACCUGCACCCCGUCGACGGCGAGGACGCGCCGUCGACCGCGGCCGCCGCGAGAGUGAUGAAGGACGCCGGCGGCUUCAUUCUCAGAGCUCUCAAGGGUGGCAUCUGCCCGGCGGCUUCGACGGCGACGGCCGGUCUAGGAUUGCUGCGGGCGGAGUUCGUGCGCCGCUACGACGCGCAACAAGUAUGGGUCGACGGCGUCGAUUGUUGCGUCGUGCCGCCCUUCCAGAAAACUCGAAAACAUGACGAGGAGGCGCCGCCGCCCUCCCCGAAGAACGGCGGCUGCUGUAGACGGAGGGACGAUCCCAAUGCUAUUGCGCAACCAAUAGCCACGGUACUCUUCUUCUCACCCAACGCUGUCUUGUACGAGUCCUGCGGCAUGGCGCCGACAGAUGGGGCGUCCUGGGUUGCUACGUAUGCUCGUAGAGGUUACCAGGUGGUCCUUUUUAAUGGGAGAGGCUACGGCCGGACGCGGGGCACGCCCGCGCCGGCGAAAUCAAAAGCUGACGCGAGAGCCGUCGCCUUGUAUCUUCUAGAAAGGUGCCGCGUGCCCCGGUUACUACUCCACGGUGAAAGUAUAGGGGGUCUCGCGGCGUGCGGCACCGCGGCCACGCUCACAUCCUCGACGCAGCACCGCGUGGCGUUAAUUGCGGAUCGGACCUUCUCCGACUUGCGGUGCGAGGCCCAGUACCUCACGGGCAUCGACGCGGCCGCUCCGUUAUUAAGACUCGUGACGGGCUGGUCCGCCGGCGACACGGACGGAGUGGGCGCGUUUCUGCGGGCGAAGUGCGCCAAGCUCGUGGCCAAUGAUUGUCGGGACCACAUGAUCCCCGACGCCGCGUCCCUCAAGGCGGGCGUCGGCCAGCGUCAUCUGUUUGGAGUUGCGGCAGCUACAAGUGUUCAUUUGGACGGCGCCUUAAAGCUGUCGGACGCGCGCGGCGAGGCGCCCUCAAAUGAACCGUCGGUGUCUCUCUCGGAAGGAGCCGUGGCGCAUCUCGUGGCUUGUGUAUGUCAUAUACAUAGAGCGGCGCGCGCGGCGGCGCGGGCCCACUUCAGCGGCACCCGGACGGCGGGCGCCGACGCGAUUCUGGUGGCCGCGUCGAUCCUCGGCCGGUGCGACGGCGGCUGCGGGUCUUCAUUAGGGCGCAGCGCCGGGCGCGGUUUGGGCGACGCGCGGGCCUGGGUCGCCGCCUGCGCGGCCUGGCCGGCCGGCGCGGAGCGCGCUUUAUUGCGCGCGCGGCUCCGCGUGCGCCACCACGAUGAUGAGGAGGAGGACUCGGACUAUGAAGAUAGUGACGAGGAGCGCGGGCCGCCUCCUUUAACCCUGGCGCAGGCGGCCGACGCGCUCGCGCGGGUCGUCGCGGCGCGGCGCGCCGAUUUGGGAGAUGCGGCCGAUGCGGUCGCCUACGCCGGAAGAUUCUUAGAGCACCUCGCCGCCUUUGAUCGGCCGGCGCCCGACGCGUCCGGCAGCUUCGUGGCCCUCGCGUGCGGCCACAACGCGCCGUGGCGCCGCAAGGAGCGCGACGCGCUCUACGCGUGGCUCGAGGUGCAGCUGCCGCCGUCGUCUUGAGCGUUG
Molecule: messenger RNA, 2551 nt
Organism: Pelagomonas calceolata
Lineage: Eukaryota; Pelagophyceae; Pelagomonadales; Pelagomonadaceae
Source: the annotation of a GenBank genome assembly